Fusarium oxysporum Fo47 is the source of this 3375-nucleotide messenger RNA. Its product is annotated as AEX-3 domain-containing protein. The transcript is spliced from 2 exons. The coding region runs from base 346 to 3045 and encodes 899 amino acids. Gene Ontology annotation, cellular component: cytoplasmic vesicle. Lineage: Eukaryota; Fungi; Ascomycota; Sordariomycetes; Hypocreales; Nectriaceae. The record is from RefSeq and is a predicted model, not a curated record. Gene Ontology annotation, biological process: regulation of Rab protein signal transduction.
AUUCAUGGCUUCUCUCGUCUCUUCUCCCUUUACUUUUCCUUCAUCUCCCCCCUCGUUUCUCGAGUUUCAAUCUUCUCUCUCUUUUCUUCCUUGCUUUUCUAUUCAAAGCCCGGUUGACUCGAGCAUUGAAUGAAGCCUUGAGUGCGGAGCGGAGCCUCAAGUAAAUCGGGCACUCCAAGACAAGUUCGAGGACUGACCAAACCUGCUAGUCAGUAUAACUCAGGAAUAAAGACAGCAUAAUUGAGAGCAUAACGACUAUUCUCAAAGUCAAUCCGACGACAACUAUAUCGAUAUCCGAAUUUACGAAGGAAACGAGAGGCCUUUUCAGGCUCAACACUAUCAACAAUGCCUCCCUCCUUGAACACCCAUCCCUCCUUUACCCGUCCUCGGACUAGCGACCGCGAUGGCAGGCCCAGCACCCGCGACCAGGGCGCUGAUCAGAACCUCCUGAUCCCCAGCCGAACUUCUUCGCUUCACUCGCGCAUCACCCAGCCCAUCCCUUCAACCCUCAACAUGAAGCCUCAGCAGCGAACUCCGAAGACUUUGACACAUGCCUACAUGGUUUGUGGUGUUGGUCGUGAGCCUUCUCAAUGGGUCAAGGCUCCUGCACCGGCUCAAGGCAAGAUUGGCCACAUGAAGGGGGCUGUUGGGCAGUUCUGGCUCCCUGAGAUUCUGGGCAGCAGCCCACGUCUCGAGCAGGAUAAUGAGAUUGCGCGGGCUCUUCACUCCGCUAUGAGGGCAUGCUUCCCUCACGAUGUCGAGAUCUGCACAGGCCGAAGUCAGCCUCACUGUGUUCACCAUGCUUUCGUUCUCCAGCAAGAUUCUUCUCACACUCUUUACGGCAUUUGCCUGCGCGUUUGGUCGCGCGCCGAUGAGAAGAGGGCCGAGACAAUUCGUGACCUUCGCAAGAGAACCGAGAGCGACUACUACGACAACCCCGAUGAGACCUACUGGAUCCCUUACUGCUUGUCGUUCCUUUCACGAUACCCUCUGUACAAUCUUCUUGGAGAUUAUCUCAGAGGUAUGUGGAUUCACUGGAACAAGGCUACCAACCUGUUCCACGCUGAGGAAGUUUCCCGUAUCCUAAGCUUCCCUGCUCCUCGCCUCAACGAUCUUGUUCGCAUCGACAUGAAGGACUACGCUCUCUGCUACCAGUUCCCAUCUUCGCCUACCGGAUUCCAGAACUUUGCCAUGUGGCCUCUUUUCAACUGUCUCUCGAUUCCCAACAUUGUCGGUGUUAUCGAAGCCGCCAUCUCUCCUACACGCCGAAUCAUCUUCGUCAGCCACUACCCUGCUAUGCUCACCAUGGCUGCUGAGACCGUGCGAUACUGUGUUCGAGUUUACGAGUGGAGCGGACUCUAUGUCCCAGUUGUGCACGCUCGUCACGCUAAGGAACUGGUUCAGGAGCCCGGCCCUUACAUUUUGGGUAUCACCGUUGAGUGUCGCUCGCUCUUCACUGCCCCUACCGAUGCUCUGGUUGUUGAUCUUGAUCGCAACUUUGUUCUUACCUCCAGCCCUCCUACUGCUCUUACCCCCGGCCAGCGCAACAAGUUUGUUACACGACUUACACAAGCUCUCAACGGUGAUGUCACUCCUUCUGGAGUUCCUCAGCAUCUUCGAUCCGCUUAUGGUGGCGGCAAGCUCGUUCCCGCGGGCCAGAUCAUCGUUAUGCGCGGUGAGGUUGAGUCUAUCCAGGAUCCUGAGUGGUGGAACCAAGAUGCCGUCAUGGCUGUUAUGGACCACGUCUGUGAGAAGCUUGGACGCAACACUGGUAUCAAGGCCGUCUUUGGUGGAUCUGUGAAGAAGCCUCUCAUGACCAAGGUUUCUAUGCGCCAUCUUAAUGAGAUCGUUCGUGAGAGGAACCAGUACUCUCGCGAUGCUCUUGAGGCUUGGCAAGAUUUCAUCAACCUUAAGGGCCGCAUGGAUACGGAGCUCAACAAGGUUACUAAGCGUAACAACUACCUGGUUGAGGAGCUUGAGAGCUGGAAGCAGCAAUUCCUCAAGUUCCAGGCCUUCGCUGAGACCCUCACCAAGGAGACCCAGGAUCUCAAGGUCAAGAUCGACACACACAAGAGGGAGAACCGUCGUCUUGCUGGUCUCAUUGAUCAACAGAAGGAUGACAAUGCUCGCCUCUCUGUGCGCCUCACUGGAACCGAGAAGCAGCGUGAUGACGCUCUCGAGGCUCUUGUCCUUCAGCAGGAGAUUGCUGAGGAGCUUGAGCGUGAGCGCAAGAGGAACAAGAAGGAGCUUUCCCAGCUUCAGCACACUAACAUGACCAUCAUGCGACAGCGUGAUGAGGCUCGCAGAGUUGUCCUUCACCUCCGCAGUCUUAUCGGUGGUCAGAGCCACCACAUGGAGCAUCUCAUCCAGUCUCUCACCAAGCCUGAUGACCUUACCCAUGAGAUCGAGGAGGGUUAUGAUGAAGCCGAGGAGGAUGUGCAACAGGCUGGUGAGCCUGGCCGCCUUACCCCCAGCCCCAACCCUCGAAACAAGCGAUACUCUUCGUCUAGCUUCACCGACGUUGCCGAUCGUCACCUCAAGGAUAAGACUGACGCCAUUGCUCACAUCGUCCGAAACAUUGCUGAGCAAUGUCAAGCUGCUGUUGAGGGUCUCCAGCUGGCACAUGAUGCCGAACUAGGGAGUUCUAGUAGAAGGAAUUCUAGCCUCUCUACCACCCAGAGCGAUGACGGCCACUCCGCCGCCACGUCCGAAACAGGAGACGACUCCCUCCUGGCGCCGCGGUCCGGGAGGGCGUCCAGUAUCCCUCCCACCCCGGAUCUCAUUCCCAACAGGAGCAGCACAGCAAUGUCCUUUGCCUCUACGGCUACGACUCCGGAGCGAGCGUCCCAACAGUAUAGCCUUAGAGACGAGAUCCCCACCAAGAUUGUCGAGGAUGACGAAGAGGACUUCGAGGAAAAUCGAAGCGACAACGGAGGGGUCACACAUGAGACAAGCGUCGUUUCUAAGCAUCAGCUCCAGCACCAACAGUCCCUGAUGCACAGGCCAUCGGGCGCCAGGAUCAGCGCUCUUGGUGGCACCCGCUGAGUGUUUUGGAUAAACACCUUAACGUCUGAGCAUGAGCCUUGCUUUUUUGUGAACUUCUCACUUCUUGCUUAUUUCGAUUUAAUUGUCUUGUAUUUGGCGGCUGGCUUGGAUCAAAACCUGCGGGUUCGGCGUUUGAUGUCCCUUAUAUCUUUUUUGUCACUACCAUUUUUCUGCCUCAUCUGAUGAGCAGCUUAGCUCAUAUACCUACGUUAAGCCUGACGGCCAUCUUCUCAUUAUGUUAGAAUAUUCUUCUACGUAGCGGUGUUUGUAUAGUCUUCCUCCUUUACUUGGUUGAAGGGGGGUAUAAGAAUGAAACACAUUUGAAUGUUA